ACCAGCCCCGGAUCCAACCUCAGUCCGGAGUCAGUCAACAGCUCCGCAAGCCUGUUGUGUAGUGUAGUGCGAAAGUGAAAUUUCCGAGUGCGAAUUCCAUCAGAAUAGUGAGAGUGGGAGAAGAGUGGGUGACUGGCAGGACAUCUGCCCCAGCCGAAUCCUUUCCUCCGGGGAUGCGCGAUGCGAUUGCCCCCGAGUUAAUUAACUGCGCGCGUGCAUCAAUCGUCGGGAAAUCAAACAUGUAACUCUGCGAUCGAUAUUUGUGAGGUGGUGCCAAAGUAGAACCCCCAAAACGAAAUCAGAAACAAGCCACCGAUUUUGUGCAACUCCAAAGGAAGCACUGCCAGUGAUUUUGUGAAGAUAAUCAGUGGCCUGAUCGGGCAAGAAAUCAUUCGAUUUUUGAUAUUCGCAUUUCUGCAUUGACUAAUGGCCAACAACUCGUUGUGUUUGAAGCGUUUUGUGUGCUUUUAGGAAAAUCAAAACCAAUCCAAUUGCAAAACCUAUUCCGAACCCAACCCCAAUCCAAAAUUCAACCCACUUGCAAAGAGGGGCGGAACUUCUGCAUCGAAUUGCCAUUUCAGCUGGAACAAACCAAUACGGAAAUAUGCAUAGGUUUUGGAUAAUCGUUUUACUUUUAGGAUUACUAUAUACAAAGCCAAUAAAUGGACAAUCGGACGUGGAGGUGCAGCUGGUGGUGCCCCGGUAUGUGGAGCGCGGCUCGAGCGCCACUUUCAAGUGCCGGCACAAUGUCCAACCGGAAAUACUCUUCAAGGUGACAUGGCUGAAGGUUGACAAGGGCAAGUUCUUCGAGUUUAUAAAUGGACGGAACCCGCCAUUCCGUAACUCCACCAUCGAAGGGGCUGAAAUUGACUGGGACAACUCCAACGAGCAGCAGGUGACCCUCAGGGAUGUGCAGUUUGAUCUCUCCGGGCAGUUCUACUGCGAAGUCUCCACGGAUACACCCAUCUUCACCAAGGCCAGCGCCGACGAGCUGAUGAGCGUGUUCUUGCCCCAGACGGGUCCGCCCACAAUUAAGUUCCGCAAACGCACGCCCUUUGCGGUUGGCGAGAAACUUUUUGCACUGUGCAACACCACUCGCGGACGGCCUGCCCCGCACAUCACGUGGCUAAUCAAUGGGAAAAAGGUGGAGGAGAAGUACGUGCGCACUCAUCAUGUGUUCUCGUUCAACGGCAAGCACCAGCGCCGCACGCAGCAGCAGCAGCAGACGCAGCUGAGUCAGCAGCAGCUGCAGCAGCAGUACUAUCAGCAGCAGUACUACAACCAGUACCACCAGCAGUACCACAUCCCAGUGGGCCAAUUCAUGGACCGCUAUGACAAGAGCCUUCGUUGGCCGGCCGGCGCCCGUGCGGAUGAAUUUCCGCAUUUUGCCGCACACCAUCACGAGGGCCACCAUCAUGGCGGCGGCGCUGGCGGCGGAAGCAGUAUAUACAACAAUCCGUUUGGCUCGCUGGCUAACUACCAUGACGUGGGCGAGUUCCAUGAGAUACAUCAGCGCAACUAUGACAUCAACAAGAAGAAGCUCGAGCUGAAGAAGCAACAGCAGAUGGAGCUGAAGAAGCACAGGAACAGCAGCAACCGCAAGUAUCGGCGGCACAUCAACGAGAACGCCCUGGGCAUCAUCCGGAGUACCCUGAACAGCGGUGGCUUUGGCCCCCAGGCGCCCAACAUUGCCAAAGAGCUGGGCAUACCCCCGAACUCGGGUCCCAUGAAUCAGCUGGCGGCCGGCUACCAGCGUCCGCUCUCCCAUCCAGGCGGCGGUAGUGGCGUGGCAGCAGCCGCAGCGGCUGUGACCGCCGCCCAGCAGGAGAAGGGCAUGUUCAGCAUCAGCCAACUGAACCUGGAAAUCACCGACGAGCAUGUGGGCAGCAAUGGGCGCAUGGAGAUAACCUGUCUGUCGACGAUACCGGCGACUGUCGGCCAGGGCGAACAGUAUGCCGACUACAAAACGUACUCCGUCAAAGUUGAGGUUGAGCGACAAUUGGCCUCCUCCACGUCGACGGCCGCGCCCAGCAUCGGUAUGGCGGCACUGGGCAACGGUAAUGGACACGGGAACGAGACUUCGGCUGGGUCUGUGUCCGUAAUGCCACAUCUGUGGUCUCUUGCGCAGAUUCUGCUACUCAUGCUUCUGCCCCUACCCCUGAGCUACUAGGAGCCCCAGCAUGUGCAGUAGCAGCUGGAGAGAAGCAGACCACCGACAUACUAAGGCAUAGUUACGCCAAAACAAAGGACACCCACAUCAUCAUCAUCAGCAUCAAGGACAGGAGCAGCAGCAUCAGCAGCAGAACUAAGUUGGGGUUUUAUAAAUUGUACACAAAAUUUUAAUUUAUUUCCAUGUGCAUGAGCUCGAUUGAGCAGGAAAAUUAGCACAGCACAAAAACAAAUUACAACAAAGACGGGGGACACGACGAAGAGCGAGUGGAUUUGGAGGAGAAUUUGUACCAUUUUUGUGCUGCUCUCCUUGAGAGCCAAUUUAAAUAGUUUACUUGUGGAUAUCGUAAUUUGAAAUGGUCGAGGGGCCGCGUGCGUUGAUUUUUCCCCCUCGUUUUUUUGUGGGCCACCAAUGCCAAAGAGAAAUGUUUGUAAUUAAGUUGCAGUCGGAUACCACGGGCUGUGGGUAGCCAUUCCAUUGCAGCCGAUGCCGACGGGCAUUUUUUGUAGCGCAAAGAAAUUUUUGUAUAGCUAAUUGAACAUAAGUUUUGUGGAGAGCGGCACCCACCGGGCGGCCAGCUAAUCCAACUAAGAAUAUCAAGUUUUUGUGCUCGUCAAGGUCAGUGCACAGUGGGUGUGGCAUUCCACCCAGUGAUUUUCCAUCGCCGGCCUUGCCAGAAGUUUGUGCGAAUGCCGCCCCCUGAGAAAUCCACCAUCCAAGCAAACGAAAAACGAAAAACGAUUGAAGCCAAGUUUUUAGGCGUUUCCAAGCAGUCGCUACGAAGCUUGUACCUAAAAUGCAUCGCAUCAUCCAAAUGCAACAGCAAGCAGAUGAACAGAUCCCCAUCCCCCAGAGGCACAUUAACAAUUUAGCGAAAUGAGAGUUAUUUUUUAUGGUGUUUGUAGCUUGUAGCUCCGGCUAGUCAAGGAUGUGCAUGUGGAUGUGGCCACUGAGGGUUAGGCUAAGAUUAAGGCAAAUUGAAUUUAAGCGCCAGCCACAUUCCGCUAAAUACGACUACCCCGAGAAACCCAUAGAAAAUUAAACGUUUAAAUGUAAAAUAAUUAGACAGUUAAACCAAGAAGCUUACAAAAACAAUCAGUGUUGAAAACAUUUUGAGAAAACAAAAAAAAAAAAGACAAACGAAACAAAGAAAACGGAAAACGAGACACAAGAAAAUGGCGUCGCAAUGGGCGCGCGUCUGCGGCGCGUGGUCGACCUCCAAAAAGGGUCAGCUCCGAAUGGGUUGGACCGGCAGGGUUAAUGGGUUUCCACGGGGCAGAAACCGAAACAGAUUCAUACCCAGACCCAGGCCCCGCCGCAACACAUUACGACGCUUAUUUAUUUAUAUUCAUUUCGGGCUUUAUUCUCGUUUAGUUCUGUGUGUACAAAUGGUUAUCGUUGCAAUGGAUCGUUUAGAGAGUAGUUAGGAAAAUAUUUGCCAUUGCGAUUAAUUGUGUUUGCAAUCGUUUUCGUUUCCGUUUUUGUUGAAUCCUAGGCGCCCGUACUUGAGAGCAAGUACGGAUGCAUUACGUGUGUGUAUAUUUAGGAGAACCCUUUUUCAAACGCGCUUUAAGUGUCUAUUUGCUAGAGGACAAAAUUAAACACAUCCAUACAUACGAGUAGCAUACCAAUGUAACUAUGUAAAGCAAGACGGUAGCAACCGGUAGCAAAAACGGUAACAUAACAAACAACACGGCAAAGUAAAUAAAUGUAAAGCAAUUAGCGGACUAGUCUGUAUAUCAUAUAUCCCUAUAUACUAUUAUAUAUAC
This is a messenger RNA of Drosophila persimilis, 3939 nucleotides long. RefSeq lists its product as uncharacterized. The coding region runs from base 605 to 2170 and encodes 521 amino acids. The transcript has 9 exons. Lineage: Eukaryota; Metazoa; Arthropoda; Insecta; Diptera; Drosophilidae. The record is from RefSeq and is a predicted model, not a curated record.